Molecule: messenger RNA, 16429 nt
Organism: Planococcus citri (citrus mealybug)
Lineage: Eukaryota; Metazoa; Arthropoda; Insecta; Hemiptera; Pseudococcidae
Product: calcineurin subunit B type 2
Exons: 6
Coding region: 533-1045 (170 amino acids)
Biological process (GO): calcineurin-mediated signaling; protein dephosphorylation
Cellular component (GO): calcineurin complex
Molecular function (GO): calcium ion binding; calcium-dependent protein serine/threonine phosphatase regulator activity; phosphatase binding
Source: RefSeq, a predicted model, not a curated record
UUUGGUGUUUUUUUUUUCGGCCUAGUGUUCGUAAUAAAAUCAACUAACUGCUCUGUAAUCAUGGCUCGUUUUCUUAAUUUAUACAUUUUUACAUUUCUUCAUUUGCAGUACUAUCAUUUUUACUCGUGUAGUUGUGAUUUUGUGGUUUGAAUUUCGGUCAUGGCUUCUGAGCAGGUUGCCAUUGCUUACCGUUGCUGAAUUGUGUUUCUAAACGCUCAACGCUCGUAUCCGUCCGUUGGAUUUUAUGGAUAAGAAACCCACACACAAGCUUACGAAUACGUUGGAAUGCUGAUAACAAUAUCGACUAAUUCGUAGAGAACAUCGUUCUAUCACCGAUUCUGUCACUUAUUAGAGUACUUACACCAUACUAUACACGUAGAGAAACAGAGUACAUUGGUACGAUCCACCGCUGAUAAGCUGCCUUUGUGUAACACUUUCGAUCGCAGUGUUUGAUUGUAUCGUGAUAGUUUAUUAAAUACGUAUCGAACGAUUCGAUACGAAGAAGAGAUCGAAGAUUAAUGUGAUCGAAAUAAUGGGUAAUGAAAGUUCAUUGCCGAUGGAAUUGUGUUCAAACUUCGAUGCCGAAGAAAUAAGAAGGUUAGGUAAACGAUUUAAAAAGUUAGAUUUGGACAAUUCAGGUUCAAUUAGCACAGAAGAAUUUAUGAUACUGCCAGAAUUACAGCAAAAUCCGCUCGUUCAACGUGUUAUAGAUAUAUUCGACGAAGACAGAAACGGUGAAGUCGAUUUUAAAGAAUUCAUUCAAGGUGUUUCACAGUUUAGCGUCAAAGGCGAUAAAGAAUCAAAAUUAAGAUUUGCAUUUAGAAUUUACGACAUGGAUAAUGACGGGUAUAUUUCGAACGGUGAAUUAUUCCAAGUACUUAAAAUGAUGGUAGGAAGUAAUUUAAAGGAUACGCAAUUACAACAAAUAGUGGAUAAAACUAUAUUGUUCGCUGACAAAGACGAAGACGGCAAAAUUAGUUUCGAAGAAUUUUGUUCGAUUGUAGGCAAUACCGAUAUACAUAAAAAGAUGGUCGUCGAUGUGUGAAAUCAGCGGAGCUCAACAGAGGUUACCCCAACGUUCGAAUGCGAUGAAUUCGACGACAACGUUCGAGAUUUUUAAUUUCUUUUUUUUUUCUUUUUUUUGUUCUUUUGGUUUUUCGUUUUUAAAGAAAAAGAAUUUUUUCAAGUUUUCUACGCACUAGCUGGAUCUCCGAAAAAUGCUCUUUCCGUCUUGUAUGUAACGUAUACCUACAAUAUCUUUUCUCUUAUAUUUUCAUUUAUUUUGAAAAUUUUUUUUUUCUCAUAUACAAUAAUAUGAUACUUUUGGUAAAAAUCAUACAAACCUACUUGUGUGAGUCGUCGACAGCGAGAUCGCAACGCUCGUCCGUGUGGCGCUGGCCGACUACCGAGAGUCAUAAUAAUAUAAACAUAAAUUCGGCAUUUUACCAACCUAUUCUCCCCCCCCCCCCUCCUUGAGUCAGCGAGUAUUUAUCUACUUUGUGAAUGGAAGCAUGCGCUUUUGAGCCUGUUUCACAGUUUGUUUUUUUUUCGGCCGAGUAUAAUUUUUUAAAUUAUUCGAAGCCUUCUUAUACUACUAUCUCUACUAUGGAAUGUAUUUGUCUAACGACGCGUGUAUAUAUACAAAGCUCCAUGAUGGUAAUUUUUCUCUUUCUCUUUUAUCUUUCUCCUAUUCUCCUCCUGGAAUUCGCAGCUCAAAGGAAUUAUACUAUUACUAUUGUAUACUUUUGUACUGCGAUAUUAUUAGGAUGUAAUUUUUUUUCUCGUUCGAGUUCAGUAUACACCUUUUUUUUUUUUUUUUUCUAAUUUACACGUCCGCGUUCAUUGUCGUUGUUGUUGUUGAUUUUUUGCGACCAUCGAGUCUUCGCGUUACCCUCGUGACGCGUCGUCCUUUCGUCGCGUCUCGACAAAAUACUACAUGCGAACAAGUUGUAACGUGCGGUGAAACGAAAAACAUAAUUUUUUUUAUUCUUAAUAUUUUAAAUAAUUUGUAAGUUUGUUUUUGUUUUUGUUUUUUUUUUUUUUUUCGUUUUUAUUUCAUUUUUUGUGAUUUUUCUUCCAUUUUGCAAAGUAAAUAACUCUAAAAAAAAAAAAAGUUGCGCGCUUACAAAAACGUUGCAAAGCUCAAAAUGCGUCUAGGACCCGAAAGCCUGUGAUCGAUAAGGCUGCUCAAAAUACUUAUAAAUGUGCCCUUAUAUCCUCGCAAAAUUCGCUCGGCCAAAUUAUCUACGAGUAGGCCAGUCAACGAGAGAUCUCGACUCGACGAUAUUUAUCUUACAGCAACCAAAAUGUACUGGAAAAUUUCAUUUACAGUGUGUUUGAAACGCGCGGCCGUCUAUAAAGAUAUGUCUUUCCGUGUAAAGAUACCUACUUGGUUGGUUCUUAAAGCAAUGUGACCACGUGUAACGAUGCAGCAACGUUUACUUAGGGUUUAGAUACCGUUUAACGCUCCGUUUGUUAUCGAAUGGUUUGCUGAAAAUUGUUACCAUAUGUGUAACUUUUACAGUUACAGCGCGAGAACGCCCGUAAAUAGGUUGCCCUUUUGCGGCUGUUGAAAGAUUUGCUUGAAUUCGGUACCGUACCGUACCGCGCGUACCUUAACGUUAUUUUGCUGCGGUGAAAAGUACAUACAUAAGUGUAGCGUUGUGGAGAGAGAAAGGUAGUGGGUGAGGGGAAAAGGGAAGGGGGGACAAAGUCAGGGGCGAGCAGAAGCAGAAGGUUACGUGUUUUGUGUGGUGUGCUCUCGAAAAAGUAGGUAAUACAAAAUGGGAUAGGUUUUUGGGGGAAAUUUUCAUCCAGAGCGUUGAAUUACACAAAGGUUAUUCCAAAUUUAGCUAUGAAAUUUUAGCUGAACAGUGAAAAUCUCUAUGUACCUACCUAUGAUCGUUUGUGGAUGAUUUGAUUUUUAGAUGAUGAAAUUCCUUUUGUUUUUUGCGCCAAAAAAUAAUAUGAUUUCGCUGAGAAUUUGCUCACAUGCUAUACAUAUAUUUUAAAAAACACACGAUUGUUGUUUUCAAUUACUUACUGGCAAUUUCUCAUAAAUUACUAUCAAUUUUUUGUAAAUUACUGGUCAUGUUCUGUAAAUUACCGGUAACUUUGUGUAAAUUACUGGUAAUUUUCUGUAAAUUACCGGUAACUUGAGGUAAAUUACUGGUAAUUUUCUGUAAAUUACCGGUAACUUUGUGUAAAUUACUGGUGAUUUUCUGUAAACCAAUGGUAAUUUACCAUAAAUUACAGGUAAUAUUCGGCAAAUUACUGGCAAUUUACUAUAAAGUACUGGCAAUUUUUUGUAAAUACAUAACUGGUAAUUUCUUGUAAAUUACUAGUAAUUUUUGUACCUGGUAAUUUCUUGUAAAUUACUGGUAAUUUUUUGAAAUUAAGGGUAUUCUCUACAGAGCGCAUUCUGUAACGUUUUUUGAUGAAAAAUUGCCAACUUUGGUCGAGGAUUGUGCCAAAACUACUGAAUGGAUUUUUCUGCGGUUUCAUUCAUUUUACUCAAAAAACAUUCAAAAGCGAGGGUAUGUCGAGAUAUUUUGGAUUUAGGACAUUUAAUGGCUAUAACAGGGAAUUGAAUGGAGGUACUUUAUAUGCUCACAUCUCUGCUGUAAAACCAAAAUUAGAAAAUAUGGCUACAUACCCUCUCUUUUGUAGAUAGAAUAUCAGUAUUGGUGGAAAAUAAUUGUGAGAAUUUUGAAAAUUCAUGGAGAAAUCCCUGCCUAAUGUUUAGAUGGCAGUGGGUCGCGGGACAUAAGAACAACUGAAUUUGUUCACUCGAUUACACGCAGUCUUACAAAUGAAGGAUGAAAAUAACGAACAAAUCGGCUUCAUAUGUACAUAUUUCGAACGUUUGUCAAAUUAGAACGCUCUCUGUAGAGUAUACCCUUAACUACAGUAAAAGCUUGUUAUAACGAUUUUGGUUAUAACGCUGAUUUUGUUAUAAAUUAUAACACUGAUUUCCCCUGGUCCCUAGACAACCCCAUUUAAACCAAUGUAAAAAUAGUUUUAACGCUCUAAAAUUCACAAAAAAACACUUUUUUCAUAAUUUUGACAUCAAAAAACCAAUUUUUGCAACUAAGAAACUUAUUUUCAUGUAAAAAAUUCUCACUUUAUGAAAAUUUUGACCUCAACAUCAGUUUUUUUUUUGCAAUUUUUGCAGUUUGAUUUUUAAAAAGUAAAAAAUACUUUUAUGGCAAAAUUUUGCCAAAAAAUAUGUUUUCAACUUUCAGAGGUUUCAGUUCAUACAAACAAGUAAAAUUAUUUUCAAUUUUGGCCAAAAAAAAAGUAAGAUUUUUUGAUAAUCUUAUUCUUACCAAACAUUAAUAGAAGCUUGGUUACAAUUCUUACAAAAAAGGCGGGUUAGUAUCUAAAGUUUUUAUGAAAGAGUACAGUUCUAGAUUUUUCGUCGAAAUCUUGAGAAGAAAACUAAAAAGUAAAAAUUUUUCAAAAUUCUGGUAAGCAGCUGAUUACUUUUUGGAAAAUUUGGAACAAAAAAGCAAGGCUUUCUAAACAUUUUGACCACAGAAAACAGUUUUGUUGUUGAAAUUCAAAAUGAAGUUCACGUUUCCACUUCUUUUAUUAUGCUCUUUUUGCAUUAGAACGAUAAUUUGUGGUAUUACGCUCAUCGGCGUUAAAAUGAGACUUUUGCUUAUAACGUGUUUUGGCUUAUAACACUCUUUUUUUCCAGUCCCCUGAAAAGCGUUACAACGAGCUUUUACUGUAGUAAUUUCUCUUACUGGUAAUUUUCCUGUAAAUCAUUGGUAAUUUUCCCAUUAACUUUUGGUCAUUUUCCCUAUAAAUUACUGGUCAUUUUCCCAUAAAUUUUUGGUAAUUUUCCCUAUAAAUUACUGGUCAUUUUUUUGUAAAUUACUGGUAACUGUCCCUGUAAAUUACUGGUCAUUCAACUGUAAAUUACUGAUAAUUUUCCUGUAAAUUACUGGUAAUUUUCCCGUAAAUUACUUACUGGUAAUUUUACUGUAAAUUACUGAUAAUUUUCCCGUGAAUUACUGGUAAUUUUCCCGUAAAUUACUGGUAAUUUUACUGUAAAUUACUGAUAAUUUUCCCGUGAAUUACUGGUAAUUUUCCCGUAAAUUACUGGUAAUUUUACCGUAAAUUACUGGUAAUUUUACCGUAAAUUACUGGUAAUUUUACCGUAAAUUACUGGUAAUUUUCCCGUAAAUUACUAGUAAUUUCCAGAAAAUUGCUUUUUUAGUUUUCCAGCCAGUUACCACAAUUACUGUCAAAUUCCCGCCAAUUACCCAUUGUAUUCCAUAAAUUCCCAGUAAUUUUCGGUGAGUUACUGGUAAUUUUUUGUAAUUUAUUGGUAAUUUCCGCACAAAUUAUUGGAGUUUAUAGUAAAUUUUGAGAGAAUAAAUCUCAAUUCCAAAACUAGGGGAGUAUGCUUUUCCACCAUUUUCUUGCAAAAGCAGUUUUUUUGUAACUCGAAAACAAUGACAUUUACAAAAAUUUCACUGGAGUCCUUUUUUGUGAAAAAUGAGAAAAUACGAUCAAUUUUGCGAAAAUCUUGAGAUCUUAUGCAGCAGAACCUAAGAUUUUGAAAAAAUAAAACAAAAGUAUGGAAAUUUUUUGUGUUCUGAUUUUUUUGGAUUUCUGAAGUUCUACUGCAUAAAAUUUCAAGAUUUUUGCAAAAUUCGUCAUAUUUUUCUAUUUUUUUACCAAAAAGGACUCUUGUAAUAUUUUUGUAAAUGUCGUACCUAGUUUCUGAGUUAUGAAAAAUUCACUUUUUGGCAAGAAGAUGGCGGACCAGCAUACCCUCUACCGAAGUCCACCAAAACUGGUAAAAAUUGCUCAUAAUUAUCAUGUUCAAAAGAAAAAUUGAUUUAUUUAAAAAAUCGUAUCAAAUAACAAAACCAAAACUGAAAUUUUCUUCAAACCUGUAACCGAAACCAAAGCAGUAAUAAAAAAAAACGGCUCAAAUAAUUAUUGAUAUAUUUCAAAAAUUCCGAAAAGGUGAAAACCAAAAAAAUUGAAAAACUUGAUGGAAGACGAAAAAUCUAAAUCGAAACUGAAACUGAAACCAAAACCAAAGCUGAUUCUUUCGACACCAAAACCUUCAUUACUUCUGGUGGCAAUUUUCUUGUACUUAUUAUGAAGUUUUGUUGGCUACAGAUAAAAAAGAUAUAUUUUUUCAAUUCAAAAAUUGAAUAAUCUCAUCUAAAAACCUCCACCAUUUUGAACCUGCGGUGAAGUUAUUCCAAAAAAUUCAUUUUAAAAAGAAAUAUCGACUCAUAUUGAGCCUCACUACGGACGAUUCUGUUAAUUAUCAGUGUUGCCAAUACCUUCAAAAUCUCUCGUAAUUUUACGUUCAUCGAAACUCGAAUAUUUUCUCCCCAAGAAUAACGCUAUAAACGCAAAAGGCAAUAAAAAUGAUUAUCCUAAUGGCUUCAACUUACAAAACGAAAGAAAAAAAAACAAAAAGGGAAAAAAAACAAUUGAACGGCGGAUCUUUUUCUAAAAUAUUUAAAUUCCCAGAGAAACUUUUCCUGCGCUUUUUUCUGUACUAAUUUUGUCUCCUCUAUAUACAUCUUCAGUAGUUUCUAUUUUCAAAUAAAUAAUACCGAGCUCGAUGCGAUUAGGAAAAAGGGCGUAAGUGCGUACAGAAGAAGAAUGGGAACAGGAUGGAGCCGGGUAAAAUACCAGUCAAACUUUAAACUUUCUUACUGUCACUGACGUAUCAAAACUAAAAUAAAAGAAAAGUGAAAUACACAAUGAUAGAUGAGUCGCAGAUUAUUCUGCGAAAAACUUUUAUCGAAAAACAAAAAAAAAAAAGGAAAAAAUAAAAUAAAAUAAUGAAAAAUAAUUGAAAGAAAAAUCGAAUUGUACAAUAAAAUUCAAGCCUUUGGUUUAUAUACUUUUCACUUGGCAAAAAAAUUCAUCGUUCGAGUUUUUAUCUGGAAAUUGUCGCUGCACGUACGUACGUACACUUCUGCGUCCUGGUCGCCUUUCUGUCUUUAGAGGGAGGGGGAAAAGUACGUGGAUUUGAAGCGUAUAAAGGAUUUAAAGGAUCAGACAUUUAAAAAAAGAGACAAUAGUUCCGGCGGAGGGAUUUCUCAUCGCUCGGUGGCUGGCUAAACAAGCGGUAUUAUUGGACCCUUUAGUAUUCCGACAACGAUCUGUUAUCAUUUAAAAAUAUACGAUAAGUUGCGACGCUCUGUGUGUGAGUGUGAGUGUGUGUGUGGAAUUGAAGAUAUAAAUUUUAUUCUUUUUUACACCGCUGGUCGUCUCCUACGCUCAUUGAUUCGAUAUUCGUUGGUCUCUAAAUGGCGAGUAUAAUAAGAAAAUUCGUAUUCGGGGUAGUCGCAAAGCGACAACAUUGGGAAAAUUUUUCGCGAAAUGGCGAUGAGUUUAUGAGAGAGCAUGCAACACAAAACACGUUCCAUCGAGAUAGUGAUAUUGUAGAAAGAUAAAGACGUACGCUAAGUAAUGAAUUUAGUCGAGAUGUUUUUCCUGUGUAGAUACGCUGCGGAUAUACUCGUAUGUAUUUAUACGUACGUAAAAAUAACGUUGGUAGGACAAUUCGAUGGUCAGAAUAUGCAGGGACAAGUUGCCCGUUAUAAUGGAAGAGGAAGUGAAAACGAGAGUUAGAGCUGGAAAAGAAACGACGACGAAGGCGCGAAAACUCUGUAAAGAGAAAUGAUGUUGAGAAAAUGUUUUGAAAAAUUACUUACAGCCAGGCUGCUGAGAGAAACUAGGGGCACGAAAAUCCGAAGGGGUACAGAAGGGUACGACAUCGAACAGCCGAUAAGUUUUGCACACGAAGAAAAACCAAUUGGUCUGUCAUCCAAAUAAGAAAAACUUUUCGAGUUUAUUUUUGUUAAGAGGGCUAUUGCCACCCCCCUGUACCGCGCCCAUUUCGGCGUCAUAAUUCGAUAUACCGAACCACGUUCACGUUCGUCAACGGGAGGAGAGAUGGCUGCGCUGCUUAGUUCAUAGUUGUUUUUAAAAAGAGAAUGCUAUACUGGAAGAAAGGCAGGGUAUAAGAUCUUAAUGCAGUACGUGGCCGAGUUUUAAUCCCCCGUUAUGUACAAUGCGCAACGCGGUCGCGAUUUUUCCUUCCAAUUUUGAUCUUAUCGUGGUUGUGGUUGCUACGCAAAAUUUUUUUUAAUGAGAAAACCCCUGGUCUGAUGCGCCGUUGGAGGCUACAAAUCCUUCUUCGCUGACUUGUUGAUUAUGUAUAUAAGUGAGAAUUUCACUGCUGUUCCGUUCCCCGAACCUUCGAAUGACCGAAAUAUCGAGGUUACUUUGUAAGCAGACUGGUAUACAGGGUGUCUGAGUGGAUGCUUUGUAUUCGAUAAUCCCCUUUUGUUGGGAAUUAGCGAACUUAUUCUACGUCUUUGGGAUGCAUUUGCCUAAUCUCGAAUUUGCGAUGGUGAAAUUCAUUUGAUUUUUUUUCUCCUUUUUUAAAUGUUUUCAUUAGUUUGUGGUUUUUUUUAAAAAGCUGGUUGCUCAAUUAGCAUACAAGGUGGGCAAAAUUUACUCAUGAUCUGUAAUCAAGUUCUAAUCGAGAUCAACAUAAUAUAUCAUUCGUGAAAAUUUUGUCCUCCUUUUUUUUUUUACCAAAUUAUGUAUAUGUAUUUGAAGUAUUACCUACUCCUUUAAAUUCCAGAAAAACAAUCUUGAGAACCUUGAUGUGCUUCAAAUUGCUGCAUAUUUUCUUUGCUCGAAUUAAGACCUUCAAUCUUCCCAUUUUGAUGCAAUGUGAUGCUAAUGCAAAACAAGGUGAUCACAAAACUCUGAAAACUCUCUGACUAGACUACAGUCCCAUUGACAAAACUGCUUUGAAAACCGAAUUUGGCUGAAAUUUUUGCUGCCCACAAAAUUCACUUUUUGUUGGGUAUAUUUUGAAAUCCCCCCCCCCUCACGAAUAAAAAUUAUUUUAAAAAUGGCUCGGGCUCGAAAAAAUUUGAUUUAAAAUUUCGGAGAACACUCAAAUAAUUUGAUGAAAUGAGCAUUUUUCAAAAAAAUUCUGAGUCCAAAACUGGGUUAUGAUUUUUGGGGUUUUUGAAAACGUGUCAUGGAAUCUAUCAAAAUGAGUUAAAAUUCCUAAAGCAAAUGAAAAAUUUCAUCAAAACUUUUUUUGAACACUUUAAAAGAAUCUUAUGCUCAAAAUUUGGUCAUAAUUUUUGAUGAGAUUCUUGAAAAAGUGUCAUGCAACCAAUCAAUAUGUGUACCAAUUUUACAAGAGAUCCACAAAAAAUGUUUUUGAAGAAUUUUGAGUGCAAAUCAGGGUCGUGAUUUUUGGGAUUUUUGAAAAAGUGCCAUGCAACCUAUUAAAAUGAGUCAAAAUUUCUACAGCAAAGAAAAAAUUCUCAUCAAAACUUUUUUUGAACACUUUUGAAAAAUCUUAUGCUCAAUAUUUGGUAAUGAUUGUUGACGAGAUUCGUGAAAAAGUGUCAGGAGAUCAAUCAUAAUGUGUACCAAUUUUACAAGAGAUCCAAAAAAACGGUUUUUGGGCAUUUUUGAAGAAUUUUGAGUCCAAAUUAGGGUCGUGAUUUUUGAAAAAGUUUUAUGCAACCUAUCAAAAUGAGUCAAAAUUUCUACAGCAAAUAAAAAAUUCUUAUCAAAACUUUUUUGAACACUUUUGAAGAAUCUUAUGCUCAAAAUUUGGUCAUAAUUUUUGACGAGAUUCUUGAAAAAGUGUCACGAGAUCAAUCAAAAUAUGUUCCAAUUUUACAAGAGACCAAAAAAUGUUUUUUUGAGAAUUUUUGAAAAAUUUUGAGUCCAAAAUUGGGUCACGAUUUUUGGGAUUUCUGAAACAGUGUCAUGCAACCUAUCAAAAUGGGUCAAAAUUUUGACAGAAAAUCAAAAAUUCUUAUUAAAACUUUUUCCGAACACUUAUAAAGAAUUUUAAGCUCAAAUUUUUGGUCAUGAUUUUUGAGAUUCUUGAAAAAGUGGACCAAUCAAAAUGGGUUCCAAUUUCGUAAGAGGUUCGAAUACUUUGACGGUGAUGUUUUUUGAGUAUUUUUGAAAAAUUUCAAGUUCAAAAUUGGGUCAUAAUUUUUAGGGUUGUUGGAAAAGUGUCACGCAACUUACCAAAAUGAGUCAAAAUUUCGGCAGAAAAUCAAAAAUGCAUAUCAAAAACUUUUUUUGAAAACUUUUGAAGAAUUUUAAGCUCCAAUUUUUGGUCAGGAAUUUUGAUAUUUUUGAAAAAGUGUCAUGAGACCAAUCAAAAUAGGUUUCAAUUUCGCAAGAAGUUCAAAUCCUGUGACGAUAAUGUUUUUUGAAAAUUUUUGAAAAAUUUUGGGUUAAAAAUCGGUUUAUAAUAAUUUUUGAAUUGUCACACAACUUGUCAAAAUGGGUCAAAAUGUUGACAGAAAAUUAAAAAUUCAUACCAAAACUUUUUUUGGACUUUUUUGAAGAAUUUUGAGCUCAAAUUUGUGGUCAUGAUUUUUGAGAUUUUUGAAAAAGUCUCAUGAGACCAAUCAAAAUGGGUUUCAAUUUCGCAAGAGGUUCAAAUACUUUGACGGUAACGUUUUUUUGAGUAUUUUUGAAAAAUUUUCAGUUCAAAAUUGGGUCAUAAUUUUUGGGAUUAUUGGAAAAGUGUCACGCAACUCAUCAAAAUGGGUCGAAAUUUCGACAUAGAAUCAAAAAUUCAUAUCAAAACUUUUUUUUGAAAACUUUUGAAGAAUUUCAAGCCUAAAUUUUUGGUCAUAAAUUUUGAUAUUUUUGAAAAAGUGUCAUGAGACCAAUCAAAAUAGGUUUCAAUUUCGUAAGAAGUUCGAAUACUUUGACGAUAAUGUUUUAUGAACAUUUUUGAAAAAAUGUGGGUUCAAAAUCGGGUAAUUAUUUUCGAAGUGUCACACAACUUGUCAAAAUGGGUCAAAAUGUUGACAGAAAAUCAAAAAUUCAUACCAAAACUUUUUUUGAACACUUUUGAAGAAUUUUAAGCCCAAGCCCUUGCCACAAUUUUGGAGAUUUUUAAAAAACUGCCUUUCGGUCAAUCAAAAUAUGUUCCAAUUUUACAAGAUAUUCGAGAAAAUGUUUUUUUGAGAAUUUUUAAAAAAUUUUGAGUCCAAAAUCAAUUUUUCAAAAAAUUUAAAUAUUUUGACUGAAAUGUUUUUUUGAGAAUAUUUGAAGAAUUUCGAGCUCAAAAUUUGAGUACAUAAUGAUUUUUGAAAAAAGUGUCUUCCUACAUAUCAAAUUGGGCUAGAAUUUUAAAAAAAACUAACAAAAAUUGAUUUAAAAUGCUUUGGAAUCAUAUUAAAAAUUAAUUAAAUAUUUUUGUAAGUAGUAUAAAGAAAAAUAAAUAAAUUAGAGACAAAUUUAAAAAAUGGUUUGUAAAAAAAAACAAAAAAAAAAAAAAUAGAAAACUGAGGACUAUAGGUACGAGCUUUUCAAAUUGGAAAUGAAUUGGAGUUUUUCUUAUAAAGCUUUUGACUUUUGAAAUUCUCGAGAGAUGUGAAUGUAUUUUAAUUAGAUUUUGAAUUUUUCUUCAUGCAUCACGAUAGGCUAAAAUUUCUUCGAAAGUACUCUAAAAAAUGUUUGAUAGUAAUUGUUGAUUUUUUUCCAAAAUUUUUCUCCAAUUUUGAUUGGUCGUUUGAAAAAUUCCCAAAAUUAUAACCCAAUUUCAGACUCAAAAUUUUUCAAAAAUGCUCAAAAAUCUUUUUCACCGAAAUAUUCGAAUUUCUCUCGAAAUUUUAACCCAUUUCGAUGAGUCACUAGGUUACUUUUGAAUAAUUUGUACAACAGUGGAUUUUUCCUCAUGAGGGAGGGGGAGGGGGGGAUUACUUGAAAAUUCGACUGCACCCUGAUGUUCUAGUCGUUUUUCAGAAAUUCUACAGUUCAUGUUCAUGUUGCAUAUCUAAUCUCAGGACACCUUGUAUACAAUGUAAAAGGUUUCAGCUCGUUACUCGUAGGUCACGUUGACGUCGUCGUCGGUGGAGUGCGUUAAUGACCCGCAAAAAAACACUUUAAUUUUUGAAAUUUUCCAGAUUUACCGCUCAAGGGAGGGAAUUUUUACGCUCGUGUAGUUUGAUCACUGUUGAAAGGUUGCUCGGAUGCGUUAAGACAAUCUCUAACUCUGGUAUUUCGUAUUCGCAGAGUCGCUUCGUAGAGUAUAAAAUAAAUGGAAUACGAGUAAACCACAUAAUAAAGAGCAACGCAGGUGUAUCCGUAGAAGUGGGGCGAAAUCUAAUGGAAAAGGUAAAUCGAGUAUUGGGUAAUUUGGUAUCGGUUUUGGAAGGACGACGAGGACGCCUCGUCGAAUAUACGUAGACAAUUACAUACGCUUUUGGAAAGUGUCGACAACAUCGUUGUCGAUAAUAAUCAAAUCGAGUAAGAAAAUUUUCUCAUACGUUGGUACGAAUAUCUCUCGUUGACUGGAAAUUCGCCUUGUUGGCUGUUUAAUCGAGUUGAGAAUUUUAUAAGAUAACAAAUAAAAUACCAUUUGUAAACACGUACGUAUAUGUACCCAACGUGUACAUGCGAACGCAGCAGCACCUGUACCUACUCGUAUGUACCAUCGAAUAAUAAAUAAUACAGUCGACGAGGAGGAGAUCGGUGUGGAAAACUCUCGUAUUUAUAAAGGGCAAAGGGUUGACGAAAAAAGGGUGCGGGGUUUAAAGCACAGGAAACUGAAAUGUUUUCAGGUUACGGUUGCAUUCGAUAGGAAAGGGGUACUAAAAAUGCGAUAUUUUCCGAAAUUUUUUUUUAAACUUAUUUUUUCGUCCUAGUCUUAUUAUUUUUCUUGUUUUUUUUUCUCUUCGAUUUAUCGUGUAUGGCUUAUUUAUUUUAAAGAAAUUUUUACAAUAUAAUGGAGAAAAUUUUAGUGAUUUUUUUUCUCGCGUAGUCUCGUAUAAUACCUUCUAAAAGAGAGGAAAAAAUACAAAAAAAAAAUUAGAAUUCGGGCAGUCGAUUGGUUGAAUUUGAAAUAAAAAAGAGACCAUGUUUUAAACGAAAUGUAGAAAAUUUUACGUAUUUAUUAAGGUAGUUGAAUUUUUUUUAUCACAUUUGAAAAUUUUCUUGUUUUUUCUUCUUUAAAAACUUUCUUUGUUAAUUUAUUGUAAUUUUGUUUUGUAAAUUUCUAUCAUCUUUACGUUGUGUACAUACCUAUACAUAUAUACAUAUUAUAAAUAUAUUUACUUUUAUCUUUUUACAGAAUCUUCAGUUUUUCAUUUUUGUAACUUGAUUUUGUUCUUUUUCUCUCUCUCUCUCUCUCUCUUACUGUCUUAUUUAUCGCGUAUUAUUUUCUAUUUUUUCUCUUCUUUUCUCCCUUCUUUUAUUCACUCGAAUUAGCUUCGACGAUUUUUUUUUGUUUAAUUUUGGUUUUACCCUCUCUCUCUCUCCCUUGUUCUCGAGGAAAAAAAUUUUAAAAAAGUGUUCUUAAGCUCGUUAGUGUUUACUUUUAUCGGCACUUGUAUUAUUAUUUUGUAAUACUAUUGUUACCACUUGUAAUACAUAUCUUUACUUAUAUUGGUUAUUACUUGGAUUUAUAACCGGUUUAUUAUUCGCUUCAGUUAAGAGUAGAAUGGUAGUGUCGGCGAUGCUCGAUGGCAUCCGUAUUCUUUAGCGAAUAAUUCCCAUUUUAGUAACCAAUUUUUCGUUUUCAGUUUUGAGGUUCCCAGUAUAUAACGAAAUGGGUGGAGAGCAUAAAGGGGCAUGAAUAUCGUUGUGAUGUAAAAAAAAUAGUUGUUUUUAAACGGUUUAGUUGAAUUUUGAAACCGGUUUGUGGAAAUGAAUGAACCGGUUCGGAGACUGGUUUUGCAAACGUUACCGAAUGAUUCGAAUCAUUAUUGGUCUGGAAUAAUUGGAAUAUAUUUUUAGAAAUUGUUGAAGGGAGUGAAUUCAAAUAGUGAGUUCAGUCAAUGGGUUUGAACUGGUUUUCAGAUUUGACUAAUUUUAUUUGUCACAACUAAUAAAUUUCCAAUAUACUAAGAACUGGUUACCUCUUUUGGAAAAUUGACUUUAGGGUUAUUUUAAGCUUCCCAUUGGGUGGUUUUCAUUUUGAACCGGUUUUUAAGCUCUCUUGAUACUGGUAGUGACUGGUUUCCAAUACACAAUGGAAUGAUUAUUCAAUUUAAAAAAUUAAAAAAUAAACUUUUUUGAUCAAUGGAAGUUUUCCUAAAACCGGUUUCUUGAAUUGACGGGUUUUCUUGGUUCGUCAAACACUAGUGGUACUUAACUGGGUUUCAACUUUCAACUCAUUAAAAACGGUUUAAGAUUAUCAGGUUUGCAAAAUUGAAAAUGAAAUUUUGAGACCAUUUUAGGCUUUUUUCAAACUGGUUUACCAGUUUAAACCGGUUUUCUGGCUCACCAAAUACUGGCAGUAACUAGUUUGAAAUGCACUAAGAACUGAUUAUCAGGUUUACAAAAUUGGAAAAUCAACUUCUUGAUAAUUUUAGGCUUUCAUCAAACCAGGUUGUAUAGUUUGAACCGGUUUUUAGGCUCACUAAAUAUAGCAACUGGUUUUCAAUGCGCUAAAAACCUAUGACUUUGUUAACAAAAUUCAAAAAUAAACUUCUGUAUAAUUUUAGGCUUUUCUCAAACUGGUUUACAGUUUGAACCUGUUUCCAGUUUGAACCAGUUUCCACUUUUAACUGGGUUCUUAUGCGCUGAAAACUAAUUUUUUUUAUCGUUCAUGUAUGUAGUAGGAAAUCAUCUUUGAGUAAAUGAAGUUCUAAGGCUCAAUCUUCAUUAGCUACAACCGGUUCAUAUAAUUUAAAUAAUCAAUCGUUAUUUAUAUUUUCAGAGCAUAUAUGAAAUGAAAUUUCACCCGCGGUAAGUUUAUUCUACAUAAAUAACUGUCCUCUUAAAUUGAAUAACAAUUUUUCUUUUUUUUGUGUGGUUUCCUUUGGAUGGCGAAACCGGUUUGAAUUGUGAGCAAAUCACUUUUGAGUCGGUUGAAGUGAUGGUCAUUCCUUUAUGACCAUUUAGUUCUGUUAUUUGAUUGGUUGUGAUUGUUUCCAAAGAUCAAAUUUGUGGUGAUGAAAACCGGUUCAGAUAAGAGUUUUUGAUCAAUGAAACCAGUUAUUAGACAUUUCUGUGACAAACCCGGAUUCUAUUGACUACUUCAAAUCUGUAUUGAUUUUAAUAACCAGUCAUGUUUUUGGUUAUUUCAUGUUUUAAUUCCAUUUUGGAUUCAUUUUGACCCCUAUGUGUAAAUUCAUUCCAUAAUUAAAUCAAUUAGAACCGGUUUCAUUCGUUAUGAAACUGAUUCUAUCUGUUUGUUGAAAUUGAUUACUUACACUGAAAAUAUCAAAUUUCAAAAACAAAAUUGCUGUUGAUUUUUUAGAAAAUGAAAUUCUCGGGAAACUGGUUAUAAUGAAGUUUUUCAGGGAUUGGAGCCGGUUUCAAAUUAAAUGCUUCCCAAUUAGGGCUUCCAAACCAACUUAUAGAACUGGUAUGAAUACUCUCUAGUUGAAAUUAACCUCAAACAUUGUUUACAAGAUUGAAAACGAAUCAAAACCAGUUGAAACCGGUUUGGUUCACGAAUCAAAACUAGUUCCAUUUUCUCUAUUUCACGGUUCAAUUCAAUUUUUGAUGCAUUCUUAACCCUAUGUCCAAAUUUUUUCCGUGAUGAAAUCAACCAGAACCGGUUUACUGGUUCUGCAAGUAUAAUGAAACCUAUUGUAACACGUGUUGAUGUAUCAAAUUUUGAGGACCAGUUGCUGAUGAAUAGUUGAAAAUGAAUCAUUACGGUAAACCUGCUUUGAAAAGUUUUUUCAAUAAAUGAAACCGGUUUCAAGAAAAUCUGCUCCUCAACUAGUGAUUCCAAAUGAGCUCAAACCACUGUUUUGAACCUACUGCAGUUGAAAAAACUAUAGAACUUUUUAUUUAUGCAUUUAGAAUUAUUACCAAAACCGGUUGAAACCAGUUGUUCAAGAGUCAAAACCGGUUCAAAUUUCAUUAUUUCAAGGUUAAGUCCGUUUUGAAAUUUGUUUUCGAAUCAUAUGUUACUAAUUGAACAUUAAUCUCAAUAUAAAAUCAGUUGGAACCAGUUUCACGUAAUUAUGAAACCAAUUAUGUUAAAAAUGUCGGAUUUUGAGAAUACGUGACGUCGUGACUGUUGACUAGAAGAAAAAAUAAUCUACUCGGCGUUUUUUUGAUAGGUACUGAUUUCUUCAAGUAAGCCUACCAAUUUCACUGUGAUCCAUUAACGUGACUCGAUUAAAAACGCACAGCUCUUUCGUAGACCCCCUCCCUUUUUUUUGGAGAAAAAAUCAAAUUUUCAUCAAAUUAUGGCUGUGAGGUAGAACGUAAAACGAUGAACGCCAUACAUAGCGAUGUAAUUUUAUACACAUUGUAUGUAUAGAAAGCGCAUAGAAACCAGGCGUUUCUAGAUUCGUUUUUCGCGACUAGUCAAAAAAAAUCAAGAAGAAAAAGUAUUUAGGUAAAAAAAAAAAAAAGGGGAACCUCAUUAAUUCUUGUUACCUUAACCUGCUCCCGACUUGAAUAA